AUGAGUACCGUUUUAGGUGCUCCCUGGGUGGAGAAAUACCGUCCUGAAACGUUUAGUGACAUUAUUUCCCAUGAAGACAUCCUGUCUACCUUGAUGAUAUUUGCAGAGAAAGGUCAAUUACCGCAUCUUCUAUUUCAUGGACCGCCUGGAACGGGUAAGACUUCUACCAUAAUGGCUGUAUCGCGUUAUUUGUACGGUUCUCAUCGUAAUUCCUACGUAAUGGAGUUGAAUGCAUCUGAUGAGAGGGGUAUAGAUACUGUUCGUGAGCAGAUAAAGACGUUUGCUGAGACUUCUAACACCUUUUCUAGCGGUGUGGUUGGCAGCGAAACUGGGCCUCGCACCCAUUUGAAACUGAUUAUUUUGGACGAGGCAGACCAGAUGACGAACGCUGCACAGAAUUCUUUGCGUCGUAUAAUGGAGAUAUAUUCGUCGAACGUUCGUUUUUGUCUUAUUUGUAACUUUAUGAAUCGGAUAAUUCCACCUAUUCAAUCCCGUUGUACUGGAUUUCGUUUCCCUCCGUUAAAGUCUGAGCUUGUAAAGCGCCGUACUUUUGACAUUGCUAAAAUUGAGGGUUUGAAUUUAUCUGAUUGUGCUUUGGAUACGUUGGCUGAGGUUGGUCAGGGUGACAUGCGUCGCGUAUUGAACUGUCUCCAAGUAACAGCUAUGUCCUUGGGUGCUAAAAGUGAUACCGUCAUCGAUAGUAACGUUGUUCUUACAACUGCUGGGUUGCCGAAGCCUUCUGAGAUAAAGGAUCUACUGCAGCGUUUGAUGCAGGAGCCUUUCAAGAGUUGCGUGGACCAUAUAGUAGAGUUGCAUCAGGUGCAGGGUUACUCCGUCGAGGACCUUGUUACAGCUCUAUAUCGGUUGGUAUUGCGUAUUGAUUGGCCCAACGUUGUCAUCGUGCAGCUGCUCAUUCGUUUGGGUGACAUUGAGCAGCGGCUUUCGGCUGGUGCCACUCCUUACAUUCAAAUCGCAUCCAUUGUGAGCGCUUUUGCCGAAGCCCGUUUUGAAAUCGAGCGUUUGAAAUUUGACCUUAGUCUUAAGUAA
This is a messenger RNA of Babesia sp. Xinjiang, 1047 nucleotides long. Its product is annotated as Replication factor C subunit 5. The transcript is spliced from 2 exons. The record is from RefSeq and is a predicted model, not a curated record. Gene Ontology annotation, molecular function: ATP hydrolysis activity; DNA binding; DNA clamp loader activity. Gene Ontology annotation, cellular component: nucleus; DNA replication factor C complex. Bases 1 to 1047 code for a protein of 348 amino acids. NCBI's taxonomy places the organism in Eukaryota, Apicomplexa, Aconoidasida, Piroplasmida, Babesiidae. Gene Ontology annotation, biological process: DNA-templated DNA replication; DNA repair.